AUGAACGAAUCAGAUGUUGCAAAGUUCGUUAAUAAUGCAAGAAAAACGUUGACUGAUGCUCAACUUUUAUGUUCAAGUGCUAAUCAAAGGAUUGUAGACAUUAAGAAAAAAUUAUCAUCUUGGCAGUUGAGUACUUCAAAGCUCAGUUUCUUGAUAGUUAGCCUGAAACAGCAAGGAAAGUUUCUUUAUGCUAUUUUGAAAGAAGGUAUUGGAAAGAAGUUGAUUCAGAAACAAUGGAAUCAAGUAGUCCUAGUGGUCCUGGUUGAUGAGAUGAAACAUUGGCAACACAAAAUCACCACUAAAGUAGAAAAAUUGGAUGGCAUAGUAAAUGAGCUCAGUAUGGCAGAAAAUGAUGAUACUGGAUCCUCUAAAUUAGGGGAUUACAUCUCGAGGGACAAUGUAAACCUAUUAUAUGACAAACUGAAGGAAGUACCAGUAAUUGAACGUCAAAUAGAAAACAUUGGGCUUCAAUACGAGAAUAUGGUCAAAAAACUUAACAAAGAACUGAUUGAAACUAAACUAGCGGAUAUAACAAGAACAUUCCAAAGUAAACUUGGCAUAGAUAAGCUGAUGGAAGCUGGUGUGGCAGAGCGGUUUAGUAGAGAACUAACGGAUCUUGAAAAGGACCUAGCAGAGAUAAUGAAUUCGCUAACACAACAUUUUGAUAAGGCACGCUUAUUGCAGGAUAAAAAAGUGAGCAAUGAAGAAUGCGAGGACCUGUAUAAGGUGGUACAAGGUGACGAUCAAGAAUUAAGUAAUAUAUUCAAAACUUUACAUGAGGUAAUUGAUGACGUGGAUAAAGCAAUACUCAACUUGAAUCAAUUCUUGCAAGUAAAAACGAACGAAAAGAAUGAAAUACACGCCAAGGUUUCUGAAAUAAUAAAUGACUUCAAUAAAAAUUUAGAAUAUUUACUAAUCUUUAAGGAUAUAUCUGACCUCAUUGACACCUUCAAAAAUUCUUGCACACAAGAUAUCCAGGUAACAAAAGAACUUUGUGAAUUUUAUGAUAACUUCGAGGAAAGUUACAGAAAUUUGGUCCUAGAAGCACAGAGGAGGAAAGAAGUGGCCAACAAGAUGAGAACUAUCUUGAAUGAUUGCGAGAAACAGCUGCAGAAUUUGAAUGCGCAAGACCAGAAAGAGCGUCAGAAUUUUAUAGCUGAAAAUGGAAGUUACCUUCCAGAGACAAUUUGGCCCAGCAAGAUUGACGAUUUUUCUUCCUUAUACACGUUGCAAUACAACGUCAAAGAACCUUGA
Molecule: messenger RNA, 1254 nt
Organism: Saccharomyces mikatae IFO 1815
Lineage: Eukaryota; Fungi; Ascomycota; Saccharomycetes; Saccharomycetales; Saccharomycetaceae
Gene: ATG17
Product: protein kinase regulatory subunit ATG17
Exons: 1
Coding region: 1-1254 (417 amino acids)
Biological process (GO): autophagosome assembly; piecemeal microautophagy of the nucleus; autophagy of mitochondrion
Cellular component (GO): phagophore assembly site; Atg1/ULK1 kinase complex
Molecular function (GO): protein kinase activator activity; molecular adaptor activity
Source: RefSeq, a predicted model, not a curated record